UGCGCGUCCCCGCGGACUCAACAUUGUCUGAGCGAGUCAGAAGCGCUACAGCGUGGCACUGCGCGGACGUCUUUUCGCGACCCAAACACCGCUCUCUCGAAACAAAACCCACCCGCUGCGACCUCAGAAGAGACCCGGCGGAGGAUCCACGAACACUUCCCUGCGACAGACACCGUGGGAGUUUGUUUUCCGACGGGCCCGAACACAGCUCGCUUCAGAGAGAGAGACCCAACUCCAGCCCUCCCGUCCUGACAUGGACACAGGAAUUGGACCUGAAAAGAAAAGGGUGAGCUCCGAGCGCAGGAAGGAGAAGUCCAGGGAUGCGGCGCGAUGCCGGCGUGGGAAGGAGUCGGAGGUGUUCUUCGAGCUGGCCAAGCAGCUGCCGCUGCCGGCCGGGAGCAGCUCCAGUCUGGACAAGGCCUCCAUCAUGAGACUGACCAUCAGCUACCUGCGCAUGAGGAAACUGCUGGGCAGCGAUGAGUCGAAGGCCGAGCCAGGCAGCGAGCUGGACCUCCACUUCAACAGCUCCUACCUGAAGGCUCUGGAAGGCUUCCUCAUGGUUCUGUCCGAGGACGGAGACAUGAUCUAUCUCUCUGACAACGUCAACAAGUGUCUGGGCCUGGCACAGCUGGACCUGACGGGCCACAGCGUCUUCGACUUCACACACCCAUGUGACCAGGAGGAGCUGAGGGAGACAUUGCAGCACAGAGCAGGAUCCAAGAAGUCCAGGGAGGUGAACUCGGCUCGCAGUUUCUUUUUGAGGAUGAAGUGCACUCUUACCAGCAGGGGGCGCACCGUCAAUGUGAAGUCAGCCACAUGGAAGGUCCUGCACUGCUCUGGUCACGUGUACGACAGCGAGCUCUCGGACGCGUCCGUCCCGUACCUGGUGCUCAUCUGCGACCCCAUCCCUCACCCGUCCAACAUCGAGGCACCACUGGACACCAAGACCUUCCUGAGCCGCCACACCAUGGAUAUGAAGUUCACCUACUGCGACGAGAGGAUCACGGAGCUGAUGGGCUACGACCCCGACGACCUCCUGAACCGCUCCGUGUACGAGUACUACCACGCGCUGGACUCCAACCACCUGACCAAGACCCACCACAACCUGUUCGCCAAGGGUCAGGUGAUCACGGGUCAGUACCGCAUGCUGGCCAAGAGGGGCGGCUUCGUGUGGGUGGAGACCCAGGCCACCGUCAUCUACAACAACAAGAACUCGCAGCCGCAGUGCGUCGUCUGUGUCAACUUUGUGCUCAGUGGGGUCCAGGAGGAGCAGACCAUCCUGUCUCUGGAGCAGACGGAGGACGUCAAGUCUGUGAAGAAGGAGAAGCAGCAGCAGCAGCAGGAGGAGGAAGUGGAGGAGAGCAGCCAGGCGGAGGAGGGCGUGACUCUCCUGAAGGCCGAGCAGCAGAAGGAGGAGGAGCUGGACACCAUCCAGCUCUUCAGCCAAACGGAGGAGGUGAAGCCCCCGCCCAGUCUGUACGAGCGUCUGAAGGAGGAGCCUGAAGGCCUGACCCAGCUGGCGCCGGCUGCCGGCGACACCAUCAUCUCGCUGGACUUCAGUUGCCCCGACUCUGAGAUCCACAUCCUGAAGGACCCGCUGUACAACGACGUGAUGCUGCCGUCCACCAGCAGCACCAUGGCGCUGCCACUCUCCCCGCUGCCGCCCAGCGAGCCGCUCGCUGUCUCCAGCUCCUCACCAGAUGCUGCCAAGAGCUUCCCGUCCAGCGCUGCGGUCAGCCAGAACUGCCCGGAGGUGGUCACCUCUCUGGACUUCUGCUUCCCCAUGGACUCGGACAUGAACCCCGACUUCAAGUUGGACCUGGUGGAGAAGCUGUUCACCAUCAACACGCAGCCCAAGACCCCGUUCACCUCCCAGCCCCUGGAGGACCUGGACCUGGACAUGUUGGCGCCCUACAUCCCCAUGGACGACGACUUCCAGCUGCGCAGCCUGAGCCCGGACGAGGCCGCCCGGUCCCUGACCGGCUCCCCGGUGCACAUCACAUCGCAGGAGCUGCACAACUACUCCGGCGCCCCCUUCAGCUCACCGGAGAGUCGCACCGCUUCCCCGGUGCCUCCGGAGCCCGUGGUCGCCCCGCACCUCGCCACCAUCAUCGCCAAGAGAACUCCACAGCUGGACAAAGAGGUGUCGCUGCGGACCCUCGCGGCUCAGAACGCACAACGCAAGCGGAAGCUGGGCGACUUGCGAGACACACUGGCACCUGAGGCGCUCACGUCAGACCGAGUGGAGGCGGUGAAGAAGCCGAAGCGGUCAGAUGUAGGGAAGACGUUCAUCCUACUGCCUUCAGACCUGGCCAGCCGUUUGCUCGGCAGCACGUCGGACGGCGGCGGCUCUCUGCUCUCGCUACCGCAGCUCACACGCUACGACUGCGAGGUCAACGCCCCGUUACAGGGGCGCCAGUACCUGCUGCAGGGGGAGGAGCUGCUGCGAGCGCUAGACAACGUCAAUGUGGCGUAGCGCCUCCUGCUGGACUAGAUUGCUCACUACAGUCCCCUCCCCACCCCUCCAAAGCCCAUGCCCUUUAUUUAUGUAUCUGUAUGGUUCUAGUCCGGCGCUGUCCGUGCACAUCGCAGCAUUCCACCGUGACCGACAGUCGCAGGCCAACGGGAUUCAAACAAAGUGUCCGACCCCCCACCCCCUUCCUCUCCAGCAGAGAGUCUCAGCACACGGCGCCCGGACCGACCGACAACCCGAACUCUCCUUGGCGGGUCGCCUCCGAACCCGGCGCUACUGCCAGCAGUGUAUUGUAAGCUUCAGUCGCACAAUUUAUAUUUUCUUAAAGAAAAAAAUAUUACCAGCAAAUAUAUGAAGCCUUUUUAACUAAUUUUAAAUAACGAUGUCGUCCUGUCCUCCAUACUCGUUCGUACGUUUGAUGUAGAACUUUAACGCUCUAGUCACUCACGUUUAUUACUCGUGUAGCCGUACGUGUCACUUUACUUCCUGUCAGCCGGCGCGAGACUUUGUGUGUUGAUUUGUGAUUAAUGAAGUGGGAUCAUUCUCGCAGCAUUCGUGAACUCGUCGAUCGGCUCGUACUGUCUGACUUAUGCUUCCUGUCGCUGUCAACAUUAAAUGGCUUUAAUAUGA
This is a messenger RNA of Synchiropus splendidus (mandarinfish), 3103 nucleotides long. RefSeq names its product hypoxia inducible factor 1 subunit alpha a (gene hif1aa). The transcript has 15 exons. The coding region runs from base 254 to 2476 and encodes 740 amino acids. NCBI's taxonomy places the organism in Eukaryota, Metazoa, Chordata, Actinopteri, Syngnathiformes, Callionymidae. The record is from RefSeq and is a predicted model, not a curated record. Gene Ontology annotation, biological process: cellular response to hypoxia; regulation of transcription by RNA polymerase II. Gene Ontology annotation, molecular function: DNA-binding transcription factor activity, RNA polymerase II-specific; protein dimerization activity; RNA polymerase II transcription regulatory region sequence-specific DNA binding. Gene Ontology annotation, cellular component: nucleus; transcription regulator complex; cytoplasm.